This is a messenger RNA of Nannospalax galili (Upper Galilee mountains blind mole rat), 1903 nucleotides long. It is a transcript of the gene Dusp10, whose product is annotated as dual specificity phosphatase 10. Bases 192 to 1628 code for a protein of 478 amino acids. Gene Ontology annotation, biological process: negative regulation of JUN kinase activity; protein dephosphorylation. Gene Ontology annotation, molecular function: MAP kinase tyrosine/serine/threonine phosphatase activity; protein tyrosine/threonine phosphatase activity. The record is from RefSeq and is a predicted model, not a curated record. NCBI's taxonomy places the organism in Eukaryota, Metazoa, Chordata, Mammalia, Rodentia, Spalacidae. Gene Ontology annotation, cellular component: cytosol; cytoplasm. The transcript has 4 exons.
CCCUCCGAACCUUACAUUUACAGUGUAGCAAAAGAGAAAGUAAGUAUGUUGCUGCUGGAGAUCAAUGAAGCUGAGUGAAUGGGGGCUGUCUGAGAGAGCGCAUAGCCGGAGCCCAGCGCCGGGUGGUGGAGGGCUGCGCUUAUCCAUGAAACUCCUGAGUUCCUCUUGAAUUGCCAGUUUUCAGCCUCCUCAUGCCUCCAUCUCCUUUAGACGACAGGGUAGUGGUGGCACUGUCUAGGCCCAUCCGACCUCAGGAUCUCAACCUUUGUUUAGACUCUAGCUACCUUGGCUCCACCACCCCAGGCAGCAGUAACCACCCUCCUGUCAUUGCCACCGCCGUUGUGACCCUCAAGGCUGCGAAGCUGACGUAUAUGCCCUCAUCCAGCGGCUCUGCCCGCUCCCUGAAUUGUGGAUGCAGCAGUACUAGUUGCUGUACUGUGACAACCUACGACAAGGAUCAUCAGGCCAUUGCCACCGGCACCGCUGCCACCGCCAUUGGACCCUCGACUACUUGCCCUGCUAACCAGAUGGUCAACAACGAUGAGAAUACAGGCUCUUUAAGUCCAUCAGGUGGGGUGGGCAGCCCUGUGUCAGGGACCCCCAAGCAGCUAGCCAGCAUCAAAAUCAUCUACCCCAAUGACUUGGCAAAGAAGAUGACCAAAUGCAGCAAGAGUCACCUGCCCAGCCAAGGACCUGUCAUUAUUGACUGCAGGCCCUUCAUGGAGUACAACAAGAGUCACAUCCAAGGAGCUGUCCACAUUAACUGUGCCGACAAGAUCAGCCGGCGGAGGCUGCAGCAGGGCAAGAUCACCGUCUUAGACUUGAUUUCCUGUAGGGAAGGCAAAGACUCUUUUAAGAGGAUCUUUUCCAAAGAAAUUAUAGUUUAUGAUGAGAACACCAAUGAGCCAAGUCGAGUGAUGCCAUCCCAGCCACUUCACAUAGUCCUGGAGUCCCUGAAGAGAGAAGGCAAGGAGCCUCUGGUGUUGAAAGGGGGACUCAGUAGUUUUAAACAGAACCAUGAAAACCUCUGUGAUAAUUCUCUCCAGCUCCAAGAGUGCCGGGAAGUGGGGGGCGGUGCGUCUGCUGCUUCAAGCAUGCUACCUCAGUCCGUCCCCACCACCCCCGACAUCGAGAAUGCAGAGCUGACGCCCAUCCUGCCCUUCCUGUUCCUUGGCAACGAGCAGGAUGCUCAGGACCUGGACACCAUGCAGCGGCUGAACAUUGGCUACAUCAUCAACGUCACCACUCACCUUCCUCUCUACCACUAUGAGAAAGGCCUCUUCAACUACAAGCGGCUGCCGGCCACCGACAGCAACAAGCAGAACCUGAGGCAGUACUUUGAAGAGGCGUUUGAGUUCAUUGAGGAAGCACAUCAGUGUGGGAAAGGCCUUCUCAUCCACUGCCAGGCAGGCGUGUCCCGCUCUGCUACCAUCGUCAUCGCCUACUUGAUGAAACACACUCGCAUGACCAUGACUGAUGCUUACAAAUUCGUCAAAGGCAAGCGACCAAUUAUUUCCCCCAACCUCAACUUCAUGGGGCAGUUGCUGGAAUUUGAGGAAGACCUAAACAACGGCGUGACACCACGGAUCCUCACACCAAAGCUGAUGGGUGUGGAGACGGUUGUGUGACAACUGUCAGAAUGGAAAGGGCCACCGCUCUGUUUGGAGGCGAGUGGGAAGGAAGAUGGAUUCUGUUUUUGUUUUUGUUUCUUCUGUUUUCAUUUUUUUUUUAAGUUGGGGGUAACUUUUGUGAAUGGAAACAAACUUAUCUAAAGAUGUUUAUUUUUAAUAAGCGUGCGAAGAUUAUAACUUUUGAUGCCACUGAGAUUCACGUCUCUUAAACUGUCAGUGCAGGGAGGUUAAAGAGAUCAUUUUUUUUUAAGCCAACAAAUAAAAAUAUAAUA